Messenger RNA from Mytilus trossulus (common blue mussel), 813 nucleotides. Its product is annotated as lysozyme-like. The transcript is spliced from 5 exons. The coding region runs from base 152 to 604 and encodes 150 amino acids. Gene Ontology annotation, molecular function: lysozyme activity. Lineage: Eukaryota; Metazoa; Mollusca; Bivalvia; Mytilida; Mytilidae. The record is from RefSeq and is a predicted model, not a curated record.
AAUGCUGUGUACGUGGUUGGAGCUCGGUAUUUUUUUUUAUUUUUUUUUUAUGGAAAUCUACUGCCGGAUAUAAUUUUAGUAUAUAUAGUCAGGAAGAAAUCUUUGCUUUUAUACUUAAAGAAUCUUAAAGUCUGAGGUCAGUGAAUUCAAGAUGCAUUGUUCGUUUCCAAUCUUACUUGUCUUGGCACUGGUUGGGUAUUCCUAUGGAGCUACCAAAACGAAGUGCCAAGUUGUACAAGCACUACGCAAUCAGAAUGUACCAGACAGUGAUCUUAGAGACUGGCUGUGUUUAGUAAAACACGAAAGUAACUACAGAUACGACGUAGUAGGUACAAAUUCUAAUGGUUCGAAAGAUUAUGGUAUAUUCCAGAUGAACAGUAACUACUUUUGCGGAAGGCCAAGUGGCACUAGCUCCUCCACGUGUUGGAGAGUUAAUACCUACGGCUGUGCCGACUCUUGCACCUCAUUCACUAACUCGGACAUAUCAAACGAUGCAAAUUGUGCUGUUAGAGUUAAAAAUUGUGGGGGAUUUGGCAAAUGGUAUGGUUGGAGAUAUCACUGUUCCAAUGUUCAAGGUCCAGAAUACGAUUACAGCACAUGUUAAAUAGUUUUGACGUUUCACAAUAAAUCUCAUUCAAAAGAUGACAAAAAGAAAUUAUUCUUUUAUAGAAUAGUUGUUUAGCAGACUUAUAUAAAAACUGUAUCUUCCGCAUGUUCAUCACAUGAAAGUGAUUUUGUUCAUGCACUAACAUUUCUCCCUUCCCAAUUUAUAUUUUAUAAAUUUUCUUUGAAACAAUAAAAUUUGUGAUACAA